AUAGAUUAAGGUUUAAUCUUUGAAGAUUUUGUUAUCUUGUUUUGUUAAUUCACAGAAUCAAAAAAUCGUUCGUGAGCUCUCGUCAGAAAUGAAAUGUCAGAAAUUGCCCUAACUUUCCCGCUCCACUCCCUCGCGACCGGCCGGUGAAGCUCACCGGUAGCAGACCAUUGUCCGGCAACUGUUGCUAGAGAGCUUUGAGUCGCUGCCACCGUGCCCUGGACAAAUCAUAGUCAUCCAAACGAAUUCCGCAAAUCGGCGGAGAUGCAGCCAAAGAUUAACGCCUUCUUCAAGCCGUCGCCUUCUCACUUACUGGAAUCGUCUCCAUUUUCCGUUGUUGCAGGAGAAUCAACCGCAGAACAGGAAACCGACGUCUCCUAUAAACGCGCGCGUUCAGAUCCAGAAGUAGAAACAUCCAAUGGACAUGAUCUUGAGGACAAGCUUCCCAAAUUGGAGCAAGGCAAGAGUUGCAAAAUUCUGAAUAAGAAGAGAAAGUACGCACAGCUAUUCUUGGAAGUUGGACAGUCGGAUUUUCUAUUUCAUACAUGUAAAGUGUGUAGUUUCAAGUAUGCUCCUGGUGAUGAAGUUGAUGAAAAGGUCCACAAAACAAUUCACAAGAACUACACCCUUGGAUUACCUUUUAAGGGUUGGCGCAAUGAAAGAGUUAUAGAUGAACUAGACAAGGGGCGCAUAAUCUUGGUGCAAGAUGGUGAUCCUCCUGCUCAGUUAAAAAAGGUUGAGGAUGUUGUGCAGAUGAUUGAAACAGAGCUUGGAGAGGGGUGGAUACUUAAUAAGCAGUGUAAGCAGGUAUAUCUAUUUAUUUCAUCACAAAGAGUAUCCGGAUGUCUUGUUGCCGAGCCAAUAAAAAAGGCCUACAAGUUACUCUCAAGCUCAUUGGUUGAAAAAAGUAACCUUCCUGCCAAGGAAAAAAUGAGGACCUCUUCCACUCUUCAAUUUGGUGGUGUUUGUCUCCAGAGGGAAGUCAUAAAAAGGGAACAUGUCAAACAUCCAGAAGAAGGAACCCAUGAUGGAACGAUUCUGUGCAAAAAUGAGGCUGUACCAGCUCUUUGCGGUAUUAGAGCCAUUUGGGUCUCUCCUUCUAACAGGAGGAAGAACAUAGCUAGAAGUUUGCUUGAUGCGGCAAGGAAUAGUUUCUGCACAGGCAUGAUUCUCAACCAUACAGAAUUAGCAUUUUCUCAACCAACCACGCUUGGGAAAGCUUUGAUGUCCAGCUACACAAAAACAAAUUCUUUCUUGGUCUACACUACAGUUAAUAUGGACUAAAGGUCAUCCACAAUUUCUUUUUACAUUAAAGAUCCAUUUAAAUGCUUCUUCUAAAUCUAGUCUUGCUACUUCCCUUUUAAGUUAUGCUUCCAAAUUUUUGUUAUAUGGUCCUAAUAUUCAACUGAACAAGGUAGAUAGAUCCUUUGAAUGUUAAAAUCUCCUGAUUUAUGAUAGUUGGGAAUAUCUGUUUGAAAUAGUAUAUCGUGUUUGGUCAGGUAUUGUCUUUAGAAUUCCUUGGACCUCUGACUUGUUACUGUAGUUUGUGUUGAUCCCUUGUAAUUCUUCAACUGAUUUAUACCGAAAUUGAACAAUAUUUAGAUGUGUAAUGCAGUGUAAAAAGAUCCUGUGUUAAUAUCCUGAUUUUUGUACCUAAAGUAAAUUCCAAAGCAAUUGAUGAGCAAUUUCUGACA
Molecule: messenger RNA, 1691 nt
Organism: Salvia miltiorrhiza (redroot sage)
Lineage: Eukaryota; Viridiplantae; Streptophyta; Magnoliopsida; Lamiales; Lamiaceae
Product: protein CHROMOSOME TRANSMISSION FIDELITY 7
Exons: 7
Coding region: 262-1281 (339 amino acids)
Biological process (GO): mitotic sister chromatid cohesion
Cellular component (GO): nucleus; chromatin
Molecular function (GO): protein-lysine-acetyltransferase activity
Source: RefSeq, a predicted model, not a curated record